AGUGGCAGGCAUGUUGGUUCCCUCUCACAAAUCACAAAUGGUCACUCUCUCUCUUCUCCUUUUCUCCCACCAAACCAAAGCCUCUUUUAUGGCCCUGGGACCUCCUCACUCCUGACAUGGUGUGUCACAUUGCACACUCUUGUAUUCUGUAAAGCAUAUCCAUCAUAAAUUGUACUCAUUGCCUCUUUUCAUGUUUAUUAUAGGGACUAUUUUAUUUUGAAUCGAUACAAUACUAGUAUACUACUACUUCCUUCAAUUCUUCUAAUUAAACAACUUUCUACCUUCUUUGAUCACUUAUUCCCAUCCGGGUUUUAUUUAUUUUUUAUUUUUUUUUUUAAAAAAUUUCUGGGUUUUGGCUAUCCAAGAUGACACACCUUUUACUGGGUUUGUUGUUUGCCUUACUCUCCUUGUGGGAUUCUUCUGUUGGUUUUCUUACACCAGGUGGAGUCAAUUUUGAAGUGCAAGCUUUGAUGGAUAUUAGAGAUGCUCUAAGGGACCCACAUGGUGUUCUUGACAGUUGGGAUAGAAAUGCUGUGGAUCCUUGCAGUUGGGCUAUGGUUUCUUGUUCUGAGGAUCAAGUUGUUAGUCUGGGAAUACCAAGCCAGGGUUUAUAUGGAAGUCUAUCCCCAAGUAUUGGGAACUUAACAAAUCUUCAGACAGUGCUUUUGCAGAAUAACAACAUAUCAGGACAUAUUCCUUCUGAAUUAGGAAAGCUCUCAAAGCUUCAAACACUUGACCUUUCUGAUAAUCAUUUUAGAGGAAGAAUUCCCCCUUCUUUGUCUCAUUUGAAUAAUCUCCAUUACUUGAGGUUGAACAAUAACAGUCUUUCCGGUGAAAUUCCUCCAUCCCUUGCAGAAAUGACUCAGCUUACAUUCAUAGACUUAUCCUACAAUAAUUUGAGUGGUCCCGUGCCUAGAUUCCUGGCAAAGACAUUCAGUGUUGUAGGAAAUCCACAAAUAUGUGCUAUUGCAACUGAGAAAGAUUGCUCUGGAACAGCUCAGUUACCCCUUUCUUUCAAUGUCAACAGUUCAGAUAGUUCUCAGCCAUUUAAAAAACAUAGAGGCCAUGCUAGGCUUGCUUUAGCCUUGGGUUCGAGUCUCGCUAGCAUUUGCCUGUUGAUAUCCGGAUUUGGGUUCCUUUUAUGGUGGCGGCACAAGCACAACCAACAGAUGUUCUUUGAUGUUAAAGACCGACAUCAUGAAGAGGUUUUCCUUGGAAACUUGAGGAGAUUCCAUUUUAGGGAACUUCAAAGUGCAACAAACAACUUCAGUAGCAAAAACAUAGUAGGAAAAGGUGGUUUUGGGGUAGUAUACAAAGGGAACCUGUCAGAUGGUACAGUUGUGGCAGUUAAAAGGCUUAAGGAUGGAAACGCGGUAGGUGGUGAGAUCCAAUUCCAAACCGAAGUUGAAAUGAUCAGCUUGGCUGUACACAGGAAUCUUUUACGCCUAUAUGGGUUUUGUGCGACCACGACAGAGAGGCUUUUAGUUUAUCCAUACAUGUCGAACGGAAGUGUAGCUUCCCGUCUCAAAGCGAAGCCAGCUUUGGACUGGGGCACGAGAAAACGAAUUGCGUUAGGGGCAGGAAGGGGACUACUAUACCUUCAUGAGCAAUGUGAUCCUAAGAUAAUCCAUAGGGAUGUUAAGGCAGCUAAUAUACUACUAGAUGAUUAUUGUGAGGCCGUUGUCGGAGAUUUUGGCUUGGCUAAGUUAUUGGACCACCAUGAAUCACAUGUCACUACAGCUGUUAGGGGCACUGUGGGUCAUAUAGCUCCUGAAUAUCUCUCUACUGGACAAUCCUCAGAAAAAACUGAUGUGUUUGGAUUUGGAAUCCUUUUGCUAGAGUUGACAACUGGUCAAAGAGCUUUAGAUUUUGGGAAGGCAGCAAAUCAGAAAGGAGCUAUGUUGGAUUGGGUGAAGAAAAUUCACCAAGAGAAGAAGCUAGAAAUGUUGGUAGACAAGGACUUGAAGAACAACUAUGACAGGAUUGAGUUGGAGGAAAUAGUCCAAGUCGCACUCCUAUGUACUCAAUUUCUCCCAAGCCAAAGGCCUAAGAUGUCGGAAGUCGUAAGGAUGCUUGAAGGGGAUGGGCUCGCGGAAAAAUGGGAAGCUUCACAAAGAGCUGACUCGAGCAGGAGCAGAGCCAACGAGUUCUCAUCUUCAGAGCGGUACUCUGAUCUUACUGAUGAUUCUUCUUUGCUCGUCCAAGCAAUAGAGCUCUCUGGACCCAGAUGAUAAUAGUUAUGUUUCGUAUAAUGGGACUCACAGUCUAAUUUGUAGCUAAAAUAGAGAGCUCAGGUGAAUCGGCCAAGAUGGGCUCAUUACAAGAUCGUACGUUUGUCCAUAACUUGUUAUUGUACAGAAUUAGAAUCAGAAUCGGAAUCCAAGAACUUAUUCUACAAUGAGUAUUACGUUACAAGCGACCGUCUUCGUAAUUGCAUAGAAUCUUGCUGAAGAGUGUGCAUCAAGGUCUUGAGAAUGGUCCUUUAUAAUUUUGGGUUAUUAAUUAUAAUACUUAUUAUAUGUUAUAUUUAAGGCUUGUAAGCAAAUAGUAGAGUGGAAUAUAGACAAGGGUGUAUAAUGUAUAUUUGAAUUAGUGAAUCUUCUAGUAGUAAAGCUAAAAAUUGAUGGUGA
This is a messenger RNA of Amaranthus tricolor (Joseph's coat), 2630 nucleotides long. RefSeq names its product protein NSP-INTERACTING KINASE 1-like. The transcript has 11 exons. The record is from RefSeq and is a predicted model, not a curated record. Lineage: Eukaryota; Viridiplantae; Streptophyta; Magnoliopsida; Caryophyllales; Amaranthaceae. Gene Ontology annotation, molecular function: protein kinase activity; protein binding; ATP binding. The coding region runs from base 366 to 2231 and encodes 621 amino acids. Gene Ontology annotation, biological process: protein phosphorylation.